Beta vulgaris subsp. vulgaris (sugar beet) is the source of this 1944-nucleotide messenger RNA. RefSeq names its product protein HESO1. The transcript is spliced from 9 exons. The record is from RefSeq and is a predicted model, not a curated record. The coding region runs from base 237 to 1691 and encodes 484 amino acids. Gene Ontology annotation, molecular function: RNA uridylyltransferase activity. NCBI's taxonomy places the organism in Eukaryota, Viridiplantae, Streptophyta, Magnoliopsida, Caryophyllales, Amaranthaceae.
AAAAAAAAAAGUUGCAUAAUAGAUUUAUGAUCUUUUUCCCGCCCCAUAUAAUAAAUGUUACAAGUAUAUUAUAAUUCUUCGCAUUUUUAUAUAAAAUCCUUGCUUUUAUAGUUGUACUACUCUGUUCACUGUUCACUUAUUCAGGAAGGAGGAGAGAGAAGAACGACGCAAACCCACAUCCAUGGCGUUUUCACGAUCAAUUUAACGAAAUCUCAAUCGUGUUUUACUGCUUUGAAAUGGAUAGACAUAAUAUGUUGGAGCUCACUCUCAAUGAGAUCCUUCAUGUUGUCAACCCCUUGAGGGAGGAUCUGGAAACAAGAAUGCAGAUAAUUGAUGGGUUACGAGAUGCUAUCAGUACAGUUGAUAGUUUGAGAGGUGCUACCGUGGAACCAUUUGGGUCUUUCGUGUCUCAGCUCUUCACACGCUGGGGAGAUCUGGAUAUUUCAAUCGAGUUAUCGAAUGGGUCAUAUAUUGCCGUUGCUGCCAGGAAGCUUAAGCAAACUUUAUUGGGGGAUGUACUGAAAGCAUUGCGCAGGACAGGCACCUUUAGGAGGUUGCAGUCUGUAUCGCAUGCCAGAGUUCCUAUUCUGAAACUUGAGAGCAAAUAUCAGAACAUCUCCUGUGACAUUUCUAUCAAUAACAUAUCAGGGAAGAUGAAAUCUAAAUUUUUGCUGUGGAUAAGUCUUAUUGAUCGUCGUUUCCGGGAUAUGGUUUUGCUGGUCAAGGAGUGGGCAAAAGCAAACAAUAUCAAUAGUUCAAAAACUGGGACAUUUAACUCAUAUUCACUGUCCUUACUUAUCAUCUUCCAUUUUCAGACGUGUCUUCCAGCAAUUUUGCCUCCACUCAAAGAUUUGUACCCUGGGAACAUGGCUGAUGAACUUAUAGGGAUAAGAGCUGAUGUAGAAGGACGUAUUGAAGAAGUAUCUCUCAGUAAUAUUGCUAAAUUUAGAAAAGAGAGAAGAGUUAACCGCAGCAGCUUGUCUGAGCUCUUUACUUCUUUCCUGGCUAAGUUCUCUGACAUUAGUACAAGGGCGACAGAGCAAGGCAUUUCUACAUACACUGGAAGAUGGGAAGACAUACACUCAACCACACGAUGGCUCCCCAAAACAUAUGCAAUAUUUAUUGAAGAUCCUUUUGAGCAACCUGAAAAUACUGCAAGAGCUGUUACGACCAAUCAGCUGGCAAGAAUAUCUGAAGUGUUCACAAACACCUACCAUAGAAUUGUUGCUCCUAAUCAGACCCGAAAUACUCUUAUCCCUGCUUUAGUAAGGUAUGAAAUUUCCCAAUUUUUCCCUGGAGUGGCAUUUGGAACUUCGACGACCUAUGGUGGGGCCUAUUCAAGGGCGAAUCAGAAUGUACGUAACAACUCUAGCAACUAUUAUGCCACACAAUCUCAGCAUCGAUUUCAGAGGACAAGGCAACCGAGUCACCCGAACAAUAUGACUCCACAGAAGGCAAGGCAAGUUUUUCAAGGACAAGCUCUUACAAAGAACCAACAGUCGCCAAAGAGUAAUCCUCGAAAUCGGCCUAGAGUGACCAGAGAAACUGCUAUGCCAUCUGAAGGACAAGCUCAGAAGCCGCCACAUACUUUAAAGCCUGGUCAAGUCAGCAAUGUGGCCUCACAGCAACCUGUUCAGGCAACUCCACGGCAACCUCAACAAGUUUGGCGUCCUAAACAAUCUGAUAAUUAGCAGUCACGUGGUGGAACUUUUUUCAGUUUGAUCUGACAUAGCUUCACGAAAUUGUCAUUCCACAGUGAAGAAUUCAAUCUGAAUGGAUUUAGGAAUGAAAUAGUUUCAACAUAUAUUGGGAACAAUUCCAGCAAUGACGCAAAAAGAUCAACAUACGACAAUGUAUUAGGAAUAUUUCCGAAUUAUUUGUCCCAUACAAAUCAUUGAGUGUCGAAAAAUGACACAUUUCUCAAAGUAACCCUUGAGUUGAAAA